CAAGAAUUAAAAUUCACUUUAACGAGCUCAACUUCACAUUCACAAAAGCAAGGGCAUUACAUGGAAAAUAAUUCGCAGGCUUCUAAUUUCACUUUAACGAAUUCAACUUUACAUUCACGAAAACAGGAACCUCGCAUGCAACCCAAUUUACAACCUUCUAGUUUUAAAACAGUGAACUCAACAACAAAUUCGCGAAUGCAUGAGUCUCGCAUGCAAAUUGUUUCACAGGCUUCAUCAACAAGCUCAACAGGACAAACACGCAUGCAAUGUUCUCGUGUACAAACCAUUUCACAAGUUUCAAAGCCCACUUCAUUAACGAGUCCAGGACAAACACGCAUGCAAGGGUCUUGUGUGCAAACCAUUUCACAGGAUUCAAAGUCAACUUCAACAACUAGCUCAAUAGUACUUUCGCGGAUGCAAGGGUCACGUAUGUCAACUAGUUCUGCAAAAUCGACUGCGGUUGCAAAACCUUCUGUAGAAUCCGGUAAAAAUUCCGGGUUGGUACCGGAUUCUGUGGAAAAAGAGACGAUUAGAUUGAAAGAGGUUGAGCCUAUUAUCAACGAACCGUUUGACUUUACUACGGUUCGAACUGAAUAUCAAUACAAAGACCCGUCUAAAGAGUCGCGAAAAACGGAUAUUCUUGAAGCUCCUGUUCUAUAUCCAACUCCUGAAGAGUUUAAGGAUCCUUAUGCAUAUAUUGAAAGCAUCGCACAUAUAGGUCAUUGUUAUGGUAUCAUCAAAAUAGUUCCCCCCGAAGGAUGGAGACCUCCCUUCGUGCUAAAUACGGAAGAAUUUAAGUUUAGUACCAGGAAGCAAACAGUUAAUACAAUGGAAGGACAAACUCGAGUCAAGUUAAAUUACUUGCAACAAUUACAGAUGUUUCAUGCUCAGCAAGGGAAGAAGAACUUUGUAAAACCGCCAUUAGUAGACAGAACUCCUAUUGAUCUACAUCUUCUUGCUAAAGUUGUCGAAGAAAAAGGCGGUCCUGAAGAAAUUUCAAACAAAAAACAGUGGGCUGAAGUUGCAAGAGCAAUUAGGCCAGAUGGGUAUUCGGCAAAAUGCACUUCGCUUUCCAAGACUAUCAAAGAGAAGUAUCAGGAAAUAGUUGAGCCUUAUGAAACAUAUAUCGCAGAUGUUAAGGCAGAAUGUAGGGAAGGCCGAUCAAUUAAUUUACAAACCGAUUCUGAUCCUGAUUCUGAUAAUAUGGAUAUUGAUGAAGAAGUCUGUGGGGAAUGUGGGAACAUUAUUAGGAGUGAUCCAUUAAUAUGCGAAGGGGAUUGUCAAAAGGCGUUUCACGCGAAAUGCCUCAAAAUCAAACGUUCCCAAAUUCAUCCCGAAGCUAGUUGGCAUUGUCCGAAAUGUUUAUUUUUAUAUGGAACUAAAUUUGGUUUUGAUCCCAGUGAAACGUAUACGUUAAAGGCCUUCCAACAAAUUGCUGAUGAUUUUAGACAAAGGUACAUCAAAAAGCGUCCUGUCCCGCAAGGGGUUAAUAUAGAAGAUCACGUUGAGAAUGAAUUCUGGAGACUAGCAAUGUCUGCUGACCAUGAUACAGAAAUCUUAUAUGGAGCAGAUAAUAGUUCUAUCGAUUAUGGAAGCGGAUUUCCAUGUCCUAAGGCCCAUAGUUCAGAUCCAUAUAGCAGAGAUCCUUGGAACUUACGGAACUUCCCGAAGCUUCCAGGAUCUCUCUUGAGCCACAUCAGACCAGCAAUACCGGGGAUGAUGAUACCCUGGCUAUAUGUCGGCAUGAUGUUUAGCGCUUUUUGUUGGCACGUAGAAGAUCAUUACACAUAUAGCAUCAAUUAUAUGCAUUGGGGCGAAACGAAGACGUGGUACGGCGUCCCAGCAGCAAGUGCUGCGAAAUUUGAGGCCGCGGCUGGAAGACUCUUACCGGAGCUCUUCCAGAAUCAACCAGAUCUAUUGAGCCAAUUGACAACGAUUUUGAAUCCUAAGGCGCUCAUAAGCGAGGGGAUUGAUGUUUUUGCAAUUGAUCAAAGACCAAAUCAAUUUGUAAUAACAUUUCCGCAAGCUUAUCAUGCCGGAUUCAAUCAUGGUUUGAAUUUCAAUGAGGCUGUUAAUUUCGCAUUACCCGAUUGGGUAGAAUUCGGACAAAAAUCCGUGAAUUAUUAUAAGAAAAUCAGACGAGACCCAGUCUUUUCUCACGAAAAGUUACUGGUGGAUAUCGGUCUAAAGAAAAUAAAUAACUUUAAGGUUUUAAGCCGAUUGAAGGAAUCCUUGACUGAAGUCUGUCAGAACGAGCUUUGGCGACGCGAAGAGGUUGCCUCACGGUUUCGUCUUCCGGAAGCCAACUAUGACUUGACCGAUCCGAAAGACGACGAAACACUAUGUAUAACUUGUAGAAGCUGGACUGGAUUAUCAGCCUUACAAUUUAAAUGCACAAAAAAGGUUUUGUGCUUAGAAUGCGCAUGCGUAACUUGUGUGACUGGCGUAACUGACAUGGCUAUCUGUUGCUGUGAAGGUCCAUGCUAUUUUCUUAGAGUUCGAUAUUCGGAUCGUCAUUUAAAAAGUUUGGCACAACGCGUUAAGGAUUUGAUGCAAUUACGUAAAGAUCGUUAUAAAGCUCUCAUCAAACAUGUUAAUAAAGUAAAUACUUUAGCGUUAGAACAACUUGCGCCCAUUGUCGAAAUAAACCGCACAUAUAGGUUCGGUCUUCCUCUAGGUGAUAUGGAAAGUAUAGUUGAUGAUGCUGCGAACUGGGAAAAUAAUUUAACUCUCAUUGCAUAUGAAACAGCGAGAAAUAUCUGGCCGAACGACUAUCAAGAUGUUCCACUGAAUGAAUUUGACAUUACCGACUUUCUUUAUCAUUGGGAUUGCAGACUUAGAAGUGUUUAUCGAGCCGGUGAUGAUCGAAAGAAUUAUUUUUGCUUCUGCCGCGGAGAGGAUUAUGGUGGGAAAAUGAUCUGUUGUGAUAAAUGCGAUGUUUGGUAUCAUUGUGAGUGUAUUAACAUGAAAGCCGAAGAUACUCCAAAUUAUGAGCAUUGGUAUUGUGCUAUGUGUCGUGCACCAAGAACUGCACGUAUUAAGAUCAAUGAAAACGUGAGACGAAUUGAAAUACUAGCAAACGAAGCUGAAAAUCUCCGCAUUAACCUUCCAUGUAUAAGUGCUAGUUUUGUCACUGAAAUUAAUGCAGAGCUGAAAAAGUUAGUUAGUGGUAACGAUGUACAUUCAGUUCGAAUAGGAAUUGGAUUAGGGUUUGGAAUCCCUCUAGAUGGUUCCGUUGAAUCUGAAGAUGAUUCUGAUGACGACAUUGAAGAUAUUGUCUUCAAUCUAAGAAAAUGCGUCGAUGAUGUUGAUUCAAGUAACUUUAUGGAAGAUGAUGAUAACUCAAAAUUUUUUGGAAAUAUUGAGGCAAAUUCAAUAAGCCUCGUAGAAGAUACUGAAGAUAACAUAGAGACAAGAAAACGGAAGUGUGUAGUAGAACCGAUAGAAAGAAAGAAGAGAAGAAGAUAAUAUAACAGAAUGAAUAAUAUUGGACAAUUGAGAGUGCAAUGAAUAGUAUUAUAUUUAAUAGAGCUAUUCAAUGUAUAUAUAAUUUGUACAUAGCAAUAAAGCAUCAUAACGACGUUCAUAUGUUAAUUAGAAGUAAGUAAAAAAACUUCAUCGGUUUUUGUGGGAGCAAAUUUUAGAAAUUUAUUUUUAACAUC
Rhizophagus irregularis DAOM 181602=DAOM 197198 is the source of this 3662-nucleotide messenger RNA. RefSeq lists its product as uncharacterized. Gene Ontology annotation, cellular component: chromatin; nucleus. Gene Ontology annotation, biological process: chromatin remodeling; regulation of DNA-templated transcription. The record is from RefSeq and is a predicted model, not a curated record. Gene Ontology annotation, molecular function: histone H3K4me/H3K4me2/H3K4me3 demethylase activity; DNA binding. Lineage: Eukaryota; Fungi; Glomeromycota; Glomeromycetes; Glomerales; Glomeraceae.